CGGCCUCAGCGCUGACCGACAUGAAUGUCGCAACGCAGCAUGGAGGUAGUAAUUCAUAGAGUCGUAACACUCGAGCGCUUCAUCUCACUCAUUCCGUUACCUUCACCAGCCUCGACGCUGAGGUGUUGUAUUCUUGCUCUCUUCUCUUUGAUUACCCCUGGAAUUACGCGGGAUCGCCCAGGAAGGAACCUGAGGUAACUUGCUUUAAUAUACCAUUCGCAGUAACAAUAUGUCUGCACAAGCGUCCACGUCCACGGCCAAGACUGCCACGCCUACUGACGAUGAGGUUGAGAGGCUCCUCAGUCGAGAGGCCACUGCAUUUCAACGGGAAGUGGAGGUCGAGAGGAUUCUAAAAGCUUUCAAGCUCAAUCCGUACGAGAUCCUUGACUUGCCAGAUACCGCUACGGCAGAGGAGAUCAAGAAGAAGUACAGGCAGCUCUCACUCUUCAUCCAUCCUGACAAGACAUCCCAUGCUCGUGCUCCAGAUGCUUUCGACCUCUUAAAGAAGGCGGAGUCUGAGCUGUCGGAUAAGAACAAACGUGAAGAACUGGACGCGGUCAUCAGACAAGCUCGAGUAGUUCUGUUAAAGUCCCAGAACUUGCCUUCGACGCUCCAAGACGAUGAUCCUAAGCUUCAAGAACUGAUACCACCUUGGAAGGAGCAACUGCGCGCAAAGUCGAAAGAAAUGCUCAUCGACGAGGAAGUUCGGAGACGGAAAGCCGUCAAGAUGAAUCUAGCUAAUGAGGGCCUCGAGGCAAGGAAGAAGGAGGAAGAGCAACUCGCGAAGAAACGCAAAGCAGAAGAAGAAGUGAACUGGGAGGAAAACCGCGAACAACGUGUUGGUAGUUGGCGGUCAUUCGCAAGUGGUGGCAAAAAGAAAAAGAAGGCAAAGGUCGCUAUACUUGGGUGAAGGAUUGACGCACUUAGUCAAGAUACCGUUAUAGGUGAACCAACAUUCGACAUGCCGUUUUCCUUCUACCUGACUUGCUUUCCUGUCCAGAAGUUUGUGCAAUGUAUUUUGUCGUGUAUUUUUGCUGUUUAUUCGUACGUAUAAAUAUUAGACGAAUCGCAAGGUUCCUCCGUGUGAACGUAUUGACACAGGGAAGGGACAUUGCAAAGUUGGACGUU
Somion occarium is the source of this 1128-nucleotide messenger RNA. The record is from the annotation of a GenBank genome assembly. NCBI's taxonomy places the organism in Eukaryota, Fungi, Basidiomycota, Agaricomycetes, Polyporales, Cerrenaceae.